Vanrija pseudolonga is the source of this 1137-nucleotide messenger RNA. RefSeq names its product Versiconal hemiacetal acetate reductase. The record is from RefSeq and is a predicted model, not a curated record. The transcript is spliced from 9 exons. Lineage: Eukaryota; Fungi; Basidiomycota; Tremellomycetes; Trichosporonales; Trichosporonaceae. The coding region runs from base 48 to 1082 and encodes 344 amino acids.
CCCCUCUGUCUCUCACCCACCGUACAGCCCACAGCAAGACAACCACAAUGACCGAAGCAGCCGCCAAGAUGCCGUAUGUCCGCCUCGGCAAGAGUGGCCUCAAAGUCUCCAAGAUCAUCCUCGGAUGCAUGUCGUACGGCUCGUCAGAGCACCAGGCGUGGAUCCUGGACGAGGCCGAGUCGAUCAAGCAUGUCGAGUAUGCCUACUCGCGCGGCAUCAACACGUUCGACACCGCAAACGUCUACUCGGACGGCCAGAGCGAGGUGGUCCUCGGCAAGGCGCUGCGCGCGCUAAACGUCGCGCGCGAGGCGUACGUCGUGCUGACGAAGGUCUACUUCCCCCUCGGCCGCUCCAAGACCUCCGACCUCAACACCCCCGCCCACGUCAACCAGCACGGCCUGAGCCGCAAGCACAUCUUCGCGAGCGUCAAGGCUAGUCUUGAGCGCCUGGGGCUCGAGUAUGUCGACGUGCUCCAGUGUCAUCGGUUCGACUACGACACGCCCAUCGAGGAGACGAUGCAGGCGCUGCACGACGUCGUGCAGGCCGGGCUCGCGCGGUACGUCGGCAUGUCGUCCUGCCACGCAUACCAGUUCCACCAGAUGCAGAACUACGCCAUCACGCACAACCUCACGCCGUUCGUGUCGAUGCAGAACUUUCACAACGCGGCGUACCGCGAGGAGGAGAGGGAGAUGGUGCCGACGCUGAAGAUCUUCGGCACAGGCAUGAUCCCCUGGUCGCCCCUCAUGCGCGGCUUCCUCGCCCGCCCGUGGGCCGCCGAGGAAACCACCCGCGUCAAGACAGACGCAAUGUACAAGGGCCGCGGGGUGCACCUCCCCGACGCGAGCCGCAAGGCCGUCAACGAGGUGGUCGAGGCUAUUGCCAAGCAGCGCGGCGUGUCCAUGGCGCAGGUCGCGCUCGCUUGGAGUAUUUCGAACGAGUUCGUCACUGCGCCGAUCGUGGGGUCGACUAGUCUUGACAAGCUUGCCGAGUUGAUUGACGCCGUCCACAUCAAGCUUACCCCCGAGGAGAAGAAGGCCAUCGACGAGGUCUACGAGCCGCGCAGCAUCGUGGGGCACCAGUAGGCGUGGCGGCGAGAGCCCAAGGUGCGCGAGUUAAGUCUGUCCGUACCACCGAUGC